Messenger RNA from Suillus bovinus, 1551 nucleotides. RefSeq names its product cytochrome P450. NCBI's taxonomy places the organism in Eukaryota, Fungi, Basidiomycota, Agaricomycetes, Boletales, Suillaceae. Gene Ontology annotation, molecular function: iron ion binding; monooxygenase activity; heme binding. The transcript is spliced from 11 exons. The coding region runs from base 43 to 1398 and encodes 451 amino acids. The record is from RefSeq and is a predicted model, not a curated record.
UUACCGCCUGGGCCGCCUGGACGUUGGCUUCUAGGAAAUACGAUGCCCAAGUCACGUGUGCCAUUUCAAUUCGCGAAAUGGACAGAACAAUACGGACCAGUGUUCUCGCUCAAACAAGGCCACAGAAUUUUCGUGGUUAUUGGACGUCAUCAGGCUGCGAUGGAUAUCAUGGAAAAAGAGGGAGCAAAUCUCGCCGACCGCCCGCGUUCUAUUGCAGUGCAAGACACAUUAUCUGACGGGUUGAGAAUGAUCCUUGUGGGCAGCGGUGAGAGAUUGCGCCGGCUGCGCAGGGUCAUGCAUGCAGGCUUGCAACCCAAGGUUGCAGAGACCUACGAGCCCACUCAGACCAAGCAUGCGAAGAAUCUGCUACUGGAUAUCCUCAAUGAUCCAAAGAACCACCAAGGUCAUGCCUUCCGUUACUCAGCUUCCGUGGUCAUGUCCUUCAACUACGGAAAAACAACUCCGACUUCGUACACAGACCCCGAGAUAGUUUCCCUCAAUAAAACUAUCGCGCGUUUUGGUGCAGCCAUCAAGCCGGGAGCAUACCUUGUGGAUACGUAUCCAAUCCUGCGUUUCGUGCCAGGCUACCUGAGCCAGCUGAAGGCAUGGCACCAAGAAGAAUUUGCUCUCUUUAAUGGGCAGUUGGACGCAGUGCGAAGACAGAUGCGUGAGGGAACUGCAGAGCCAUCUUUUUCUAAGUUCAUUAUAGAGCACCAGAAACAGUACCAGCUCGAAGAGAAGGAGCUGUCAUACGUUUCAGGAGGGAUGUUUGCGGCUGGUUCUGACACGACUGCAUCCGCAAUCACAUUGAUGAUGAUGGCUGCUGCCACUCACACAGAUGCACAGGCUCGCGUACAAGAGGAACUUGAUGAAGUCGUGGGGCGUAUGCGGCUGCCGACAUUUGAUGAUCAAGAAAUGCUGCCGCAGGUUACCGCGUUCAUACUCGAGAGCCUGAGGUGGAGACCCAUCGUUCUUGGAGGCUUUGAGCAUCGCGCGACUAAGGACAUAAUUUGGAAUAACUACCUCAUUCCUGCAGGUGCAACUGUUAUUGGCAACCAUUGGGCUAUCGCAAACGAUCCUGAGGUCUUCCCAGAACCACACAAAUUUAAUCCUCAGCGUUGGAUCGACGAUGCAGGUCGUGUGCGCAGUGAUCUCCGGUUUUUCACCUUUGGAUUUGGCCGCCGAGUAUGUCCCGGUCAACAUGUUGCGACUCGGUCCAUUUUCAUCAACACGGCUCUUAUUCUCUGGGCUUUCCGCCUUUCCGAGAAUCCUGCAGCGAAGAUCGACACGUUUGCUUUCUCAGAUACAGCAACUAUACAUGCUGCUCCAUUUGAGGUAUGUUUGGAGAAGAGGGUUGAUGAGAAUCUGAUCAGGGAACUGUGCGCACCGGUGGAGUAACGGCCAUUUAUCUAAGAACUUGAAAGCCAGUUAAUACAUUUGUCGAUGUGUCUAAAUUAUGUAUGCGCGUUGGUGCGUGAGAAUGUAUUUAGAAUCUGCCUGUAUUACUGUCCAACGUCGAUAGCGUCGCCAGCUUCAUCAAACUUGUUCUGU